Messenger RNA from Epinephelus moara (kelp grouper), 684 nucleotides. Its product is annotated as N-acetylneuraminate lyase-like. Gene Ontology annotation, molecular function: 4-hydroxy-tetrahydrodipicolinate synthase activity; N-acetylneuraminate lyase activity. Gene Ontology annotation, biological process: N-acetylneuraminate catabolic process. The transcript has 7 exons. The record is from RefSeq and is a predicted model, not a curated record. Lineage: Eukaryota; Metazoa; Chordata; Actinopteri; Perciformes; Serranidae. Bases 162 to 626 code for a protein of 154 amino acids.
CACAUGACGCUCAGAUGGCCUCACAUGACAGAUAAUCAACAACUACCAGCCGUGCCUGAAACACAAGUUAUAACCGGCAACAGAUUUCUCCCCAAACCCAGCCUGAUUGAUGCUCUCGACGCACAGAAGGAGAAGCGCUCUUACAGAUAGUCUUGUCAGUCAUGGCGGCCUCUGCUGAUGAAAAGCUGACAGGACUAGUUGCAGCCGUGUUUACUCCACUGACCACAGAAGGUGAAGUCAACCUCACACAGAUUGGACCUUAUGUUGACUACUUGAAAGAGAAGCAAGGCGUUAAAGGUAUAUUUGUGAAUGGCACCACUGGAGAGGGCGUGUCUCUUAGUGUUGAGGAGAGGAAGAUCCUGGCUGCAGAGUGGUGUCAGAAAGCCAAGGGGAAAAUCGAUCAUGUGAUUGUGCAUGUCGGCUGCAUGAGUCUUAAAGAUUCCCAAGAACUGGCUCGCCAUGCAGCACAGAUCGGGGCUGAUGCAAUAGCAGUCAUUUCCCCCUCCUUCUUCAAGCCCAGCUCUGCAGAUGUCUUGAGGUCGUACCUUAAGGAAGUGGCUUCAGUUGCCCCAACUCUGCCCUUCUAUUAUUAUCAUCUUCCAGCUCUCACUGGUGUUAAUGGUUAGUGCCAUUGCUGAUUGAUUUUGCGGCCACUUAACUGACGGCAUAUUGAAUCCGAAAUGG